Messenger RNA from Pelobates cultripes (western spadefoot toad), 168 nucleotides. NCBI's taxonomy places the organism in Eukaryota, Metazoa, Chordata, Amphibia, Anura, Pelobatidae. The record is from the annotation of a GenBank genome assembly.
AACAGAGAACGACACCAGCUUACCCCAAAACCCGCACGAUGCCCACCGCAAGCCAGGCAAGUAGAGAGGGCCGGGCCCGGCCUACACAAGGCAGAGCGCCAGAAUACCAGUGGCCAUUACAGGCAGCAUGGCGCUGCGGAGCAGAGAACCACCAAGGCAUCCCGCUAA